AUGUCAGAAGAACUCACCAGAAUCGACUCCGCCGUCGCUGGCCUGUCGAUAUCUCCUCCAGACGAAAAGCAUCUUGACAAGAAGCCCAUCAAGAAGACUCACAGGAGGACAUCCUCCACCGCAGAAGGUGUCCGGAAUAUCAAUGACCUAGAAAAGGAAGGGAUUGAACUGGAGAUCCCGAUAGAAACGCAGAAACUCGGCUGGCGACUCAACACCUCACCGUCAAAACUGGAGGACCAAGAUGUCCUAAAAAAGUUCCUAGUCACACCACCCGUGAAGAAGAUCGACCUGGUCUGGCCGUUGGGUCUGCAUGUAACAGCACGGAAUAUGAAAGGAGUAACCAUCAGGGAUGCGCUGGACGCAAUCUACAAACAGUUCAAGAAGAAGGCUGACGACGAGUUGGAAAAUCCCGUCCUCGCUGGCUUCGAGUGGGACAAGGAAGAAUGCUGGACACGACUAAUCGUACACCAGAAGAAGGAAGGCGCUCCACCCCCAAGCACCAAAAAGUCCAAGAAGAAGGCCGCCGCCAACGGUGAGGCAUAG
Paecilomyces variotii is the source of this 543-nucleotide messenger RNA. RefSeq lists its product as hypothetical. Bases 1 to 543 code for a protein of 180 amino acids. The record is from RefSeq and is a predicted model, not a curated record. NCBI's taxonomy places the organism in Eukaryota, Fungi, Ascomycota, Eurotiomycetes, Eurotiales, Thermoascaceae. The transcript is spliced from 4 exons.